This is a messenger RNA of Magallana angulata, 1726 nucleotides long. RefSeq lists its product as uncharacterized. The record is from RefSeq and is a predicted model, not a curated record. NCBI's taxonomy places the organism in Eukaryota, Metazoa, Mollusca, Bivalvia, Ostreida, Ostreidae. The coding region runs from base 242 to 1711 and encodes 489 amino acids. The transcript has 2 exons.
AGACAAGCAAACAUUUUAAAAUCAGAUUUAGAAAACAAAAAGUUAACACACUGGAAAAAAAUGGAAAAUGAAAACCAUGAAAAUUAACAUGUUUAAGAAAUUAUAUAUAUACAUCUGUAUUGACAUAGAUGCUUCACUGGUAAUAGAAUAAUUUCUUUCAAUGAAAAAUAAUUAAUGAAAUUUCAAAUAAAACAUAGCAUUAAAAGUAAGGCCUAAUUUUGUGUUUUACUUAAAAUUUUAGAUGCCUCGUUCAAAAAGCUGUGGACCUAAAUCAUACGGUUGUUUUAACUGCCAAAGGAGAACUCGCCAGAAAGACAGAUACCCUAUCCACAAGAAAUACAAGUCUCUUCUGUACAAACCUACUGGUAGGACACCAUGUGAAACAGACUCUUUAUGCAACAGAUGUCGCCACAUGUUUGACUCUAUUCUGCGAAGGAAGGAUGGCAAGAAAAAGAGCAGCACAUCACUGCAGCAACCUGAGGAAAAGGUCCUUCACCCCUCACAACAGGCUCCAUUCAGUCCGCCUUCGGUUACCCUUCCAUUUCCCUGUACCACCAGAGGUCAUUCUUCAUGUUGCCUAUGCAAGAGACCUGGUCCAAAGCUAGUAGUGGUGCCCGUUGACGUUCGACACAGGAUUUUCAUUUCCCAUGAAAUUGUCAUACCAGCUGGAGCCCGUUGUUGUCCCAAUCAUCUACAGAGAAACAUAGAGAAAAUCAGCCCUUCAGCAGAAACCACUACAGUGAACAGAUCCUAUAUAUCUCAGCUCAUAAGAUUUCUAAGAACAGAAGUACUGAAAACUGAGAAGACCAGGCUGAGCUUCGACAAUUCAAGUCACCUCAUUGACAGCGACUAUGUUGAUCUUCUAGGAAUUCCGAAAGCUGCUUAUGAUGAUCUCCUGAAAUAUGUGGACGGCAGAGUGAAAAGUACACCAUCAAGAACUGUCAGGACAAGUCUGGCCAUUUUUCUCAUGAAGCUGAGAGGAGGAGAUUCCAACAAGGUUCUUUCUACUCUAUUAAACAUUUCAAAGUCUGGGAUAAGAAGAAGCAUUAAGGUCAUUCGCUCUGCUCUCAUUGAUGGAAACUUUGUUAAAGAAAACCUUGGGUUCCAGCACAUCACCAGAGAAGAGAUCAUACAUCAACACACUCGUCCACUUGCACAGACCCUCUUCGGAGACAACACACAGCCACAAGUUAUACUCGUCUUGGAUGGCACAUAUAUCUAUAUCAACAAAAGCAGCAAUUUUAAAUUUCAAAGACAAUCCUUCAGCUUUCAUAAAGGGCGACAACUUGUCAAACCCAUGGUCAUUGUUUCCACUUCAGGGUACUUUCUUUCAGUUUUGGGGCCCUAUUUUGCCAAAGACAAUGAUGCAAGCAUCUUGACCCACAUAAUGAGAAGCAACCUUGAAGAUAUCCGCAAUUGGGUUGAAGAGGAUGACGUCUUCAUUGUGGAUAGAGGGUUUAGAGACUCUCUGACGUACUUGGAGGAACUUGGAAUUCAAGUCAAAAUGCCCUCAUUUAUGGAAAAAGGGGAUAAACAGUUGUCUACAGAUGCAGCCAAUACAAGUCGUUUAGUAACAAAGAUAAGAUGGGUUGUUGAGAGCGCAAAUGCAAGAAUAAAACAAUGGAAAUACCUCAGUUACAUUUUGCCAUCCAGCCAGAUCCCCUUUAUAGGGGAUUACGUCAGAAUUGUAUGCAGCAUUUGCAACAGGUAAUUAAAAAUUUACUUU